GUAAAAUGAAAGAAGUGAAGGCAUUUGAGCAAGAAUUGCUUGAGCAUAUAGAAAUGAUAAAGCUUGCAAGGGAAGAGAAUGACUCUGAGUUGGAAUUGGUGGGCUCUCACUUCUUGUCUAGGAAUCUGUGAAAGCUUUGGUAAGCAUGAGAAGAGAUUCCAAAGAGAAGGAGAUUGAAGCUUUGUUAGCUGGGGAAAAUGAUUCUUGCUCUUGUUACAUUGAGGUCCAAGCUGGUGCUGGAGGCACUGAGAGCAUGGACUGGGCAGCAAUGGUCAUGCAAAUGUAUAAAACCUGGGCCCAACGGCAUGGAUAUGGAGUGACUGUAGUGGAUGAAAUGCCUGGUGAGAUUGCAGGAAUAAAGCGGGCAACAAUCAAAGUUGAUGGGGAAUAUGCAUUUGGAUAUGCAAAGGCAGAAAUAGGAGUGCAUAGGUUGGUCCGUAUUUCACCUUUUGACAGUGGAAAGCGCCGGCACACUUCAUUUGCUGCUGUUGCUGUCAUUCCAAUCCUGGGAGAUGGAUCUACGCAUGUACAAAUUAAUGAAUCUGAUCUACGUAUCGAGCGGUUUCGUGCUGGGGGAGCUGGUGGUCAACAUGUUAACACGACUGAGAGUGCUGUUAGAAUUGUUCACAUUCCUACAGGAAUAAGUGCCACUUGUCAAAAUGAAAGAUCUCAACAUCAGAAUAAGGCUGCAGCCAUGUCUGUGCUCCAGUCUCGAUUAGAUCAGCUUGAGAUGGCUCGGCAGGCACAGAUGAAUGCUGAGCACACACAAUCUCUCACUGAAAUAAGUUGGGGAAAUCAAAUUCGUAGCUACGUACUCCAUCCUUACCGGAUGGUGAAGGAUCUCAGGACCAAUUAUGAAGUCUCUGAUCCUGAUUCUGUGCUCGAAGGAGAUCUAGAUGGCUUCAUCUUGAGCUAUUUAUCAGCUUCCUUAGAUAAAGAUGAAGAUGAGCCAUAAAGAUCAACUGCUAAAGAUUUCAAAAUUUGCCUAUUGCUAGUAAAGCUCAACAAUGGUAGCUGCUCAGCUCUUCACAAUACAACGAAGACAACUUUCAUUAAAUAAGCUGAAAUGCCUUACAAAGAGAUGAAAUCACUGGAUUUACACUUUACAGAGGUAAUGGGCAUUCAUUUUGCAGGAUUGACACAAUGAUGAAAGGAAAAAGGAUAUAUUUGUUUAAGACGAGAACAUAAUUAUUCUUUUGCAAUGAAAUGUCUUCCAAAUGCUGCUGCUACAAAAUAUAUGACAAGUUGAAUU
Molecule: messenger RNA, 1252 nt
Organism: Rubroshorea leprosula
Lineage: Eukaryota; Viridiplantae; Streptophyta; Magnoliopsida; Malvales; Dipterocarpaceae
Source: the annotation of a GenBank genome assembly